Molecule: messenger RNA, 690 nt
Organism: Dendrobium catenatum
Lineage: Eukaryota; Viridiplantae; Streptophyta; Magnoliopsida; Asparagales; Orchidaceae
Product: ethylene-responsive transcription factor ERF036-like
Exons: 2
Coding region: 1-690 (229 amino acids)
Biological process (GO): regulation of DNA-templated transcription
Molecular function (GO): DNA-binding transcription factor activity; DNA binding
Source: RefSeq, a predicted model, not a curated record
AUGGCCAACUCAAAUCCUCCUUCCCAAGUACAAAUCUCUGCCUCCAACACCCAGCCCAGUGUUCCGCCCUUUCAUUAUUAUGGCGUCCGCUUACGAGGAAGAAAAUGGACAUCAGAAGCUUACAAUCAGCAUGAAUCUAAAAACAUAUGGAUCGGUACCCAUUUCACACCAGAAAUGGCCGCCAUUGCUCAUGAUGUAGCUGCGCUAGCAUUCAACGGGGCCAGUGCAUUGCUUAAUUUUCCUGAUAUAAUACAAUCCCUUCCCGUGCCAAAAUCGAUUUCAAUUGUUGAUAUUCGAGCAGCUGUAGAGGAAGCAACAAAACAGUUUAGUGCAAUGCCUGAGGUCGUGGAUGCAUCUGAGGUGCCACCACAAGAUAUAGGGAAAACAUAUAUUACCGCCUGCCCGCGCGACAAAUCCUGCCAGCGCCCCCUGCCACGCCUGCCAGUGCCGGUGCUCCAUGCCCAAGGCUGCCCGCGCGCACCCACGCUCGCCGCAAGCACCUGCCUGCACACUCAUGCGCUUGCCCACUCUAGCUUGAUCGCGUCCGCCAUGUCGGGUCGGGUCAACCCGGCAACCUGCUGGGUCGGGUCUGGGUUCGGAUUUUCGACCCAUUUAUCUACACGGGUCGGGUUAGGAUCAGCCCGUUUUAACCCAGGUCAGAUGCGGAUUCGAUCCGAAUCCGACCCGUGA